GACCGUAACCCCUGUUCUCUUCUCCUCCCCGACCGCCCUCUUCCCCACCCCUCCACCGGUGUCCGCUUGAUUCGGCCCGGCGAGGGCUCGAAGCCUGGGUCAGCGAGCGCGACGAGAGCCAAGCGCCCGGCCCGGCUUCUUCCGCCGCCAGCGGGAGCGGAGCCGGCCCUUGCCGGUCACAAAUUCUGUGUUUUAGGAUGACAAAUCCAGGCCCAGGUAUGCAAAGAAAUCAACCCCUAAUGAUUGAAUGCCACAAAGAUGAUACUGUGUAGCUAUAAAAGUCCCACAACUUCAAGAAUUUUUACACAAUUGGGCUUCAUUUCAAAGACUUAAUCAUCACUGGGAAGUGAUAUCCCAGUUUUACAAGAUGGCAAAUGCCCUUAGGGGCUGAAGAAUGAGCUUCUCUUGCAUUAGGCUCAGUAAGAUAUGCUUCCUGCUCUCAGUUAUCACUUGCACACUUCUCCUUUUGCUGAUUCCCAAAUUUCAAUCCAGCUGGAGAUUUAAGAUCUAUCCUCGGCCACAUCCAUCUCUUGUUUUUAAUACUUUCAACAAGAAUGAUACCCGACUUCAGCAGGUGGAGUUCAAUUCCCCCAAUCUUUUGGAUGCUGGGAUUGACAAUAUAGUGCCCUUAACAAAAGAGAAUCUACUAGAAAAAUGGAAUCAUUAUGUCACAGACACAGGUAAAUUCCAUCUGAAAUCUAAUGGAAAGACAAAUGAAAGGCCACACAAUGUGAUAUAUACAGAAUCUGCUGAGAUCUCUCCUAAGAAAAAAUUGGAAUUGAAAGAUAUUUUUAUUGCUGUGAAAACCACAAGGAAAUAUCAUAAAACAAGGCUAAACUUGCUGUUCCAAACAUGGAUAUCCCAGGCCAAAGGUCAGACGUUUGUAUUCACAGACGGGGAAGAUCGUGAGCUGUAUCUCAGAGCAGGGGAUCAUAUAAUUAAUACAAAUUGCUCAGCUGUUCACACCCGCCAAGCUCUCUGCUGCAAGAUGUCUGUGGAAUAUGAUAAAUUUCUAGAGUCUGGGCAAAAGUGGUUUUGCCAUGUAGACGAUGACAACUAUGUGAAUUUGAAGAGCCUCCUGAGUCUUUUAUCUGCUUUUUCACACAGCCAAGAUAUAUAUAUAGGAAGACCAAGUCUGGACCAUCCAAUUGAAGCAGCAGACCAUCUCCGGAAUGAUGGAUCUACCACUACAAAAUUCUGGUUUGCCACAGGUGGUGCUGGAUUUUGCAUCAGCAGAGGCCUGGCCCUCAAGAUGAGCCCAUGGGCUAGCCUUGGCAGCUUUAUCAGCACUGCAGAGAGAAUUCGCCUCCCUGAUGAUUGCACCAUUGGCUACAUCAUUGAGGGGCUCUUGGAAGUGAAACUGUUACACAGCCCUUUAUUUCACUCUCAUCUGGAAAACCUACAGCGGCUGCGUGGUAGAGCUGCACUCAGACAAGUUACCUUGAGUUAUGGUGGCCCUGAGAAUAAACGCAACGUUGUCAGUGUGGGUGAAGUAUUCAGUAUACAACAAGAUCCAACUCGGUUCAAAUCUGUUCACUGCCUCCUCUACCCUGAAACUCUGUGGUGCCCUACCGUAAUAGUGAAAUGACAUCUCCCCUUUCCUGUGAAUCUCUUACACAGCUUUCUUUAAAUGAAUAGCUAGAGCUACGUAUCGGAGGAAGAAGAAAGACAAAGCAAAUCCCAAAUAAACCAGCCACACUCCAAUAUGAUACUUGAGAACCUUGGUCUGGUGCACAUUAUAAAUAUCUGCAGUGUUUCUUUUGGAAUCUUAAAUAUAUCUUUGCUGAGCCAUAAUCUUUCCUACAUUGUAUUAAUACAAUUUCAAAGUAAAGCUGCAGUCUGGCACUGUAGCAAUAUGGCUGAUAAAAAGACAUUUAUAGAAAUGUUUGGAACAAAGCAUAGCUUUUGUGGUUAUUAGGACAAGUGUUCUUAUUUGGGAAGGUAGUAUAAUCAAAGUAUUUUUGUUAAUUCUGCUUUGCCAACUGUACUCCUGUGGAACCACAGUAGAAAUAUUAGAAAUGUCAUAUCUUACAAUGAAUAUGACACAAGCCAAUCCCUAGCAACUUCUCUGUUCUACGCAAUACCAGAACCUCUUUCCUUCAUGGCCUUUUAAAGUUUGCUUUCCUUCUUACCUUUUCAGAAGUUCUCCACUGUUAUAAUCAAGUCCCAAGUGAUUGGUCUUCAAUAUUUUCUAACCACGAAUUGUUUCAAGAUAUUGAAAUAGAUAUUUCUGUUGGCUGGGCCAUCAUCUGAAUCUUAAAAUAUCAUAUUGCAUCUAGACUUCCUGAUGUGAUACACCCAACCAACACCCAGUAGAUUGGAUAUUUGAGAACGUGAGUUUUAGUAAAUGUAUUUGUAAAAGGAUGAAUCAUGAGGUUUUUUGAGGGUUUUCCACAAGCUCCAUGAUAGACUUGGUCACUUAAUAAAAGUUAUUU
This is a messenger RNA of Notechis scutatus (mainland tiger snake), 2435 nucleotides long. RefSeq names its product RFNG O-fucosylpeptide 3-beta-N-acetylglucosaminyltransferase (gene RFNG). NCBI's taxonomy places the organism in Eukaryota, Metazoa, Chordata, Lepidosauria, Squamata, Elapidae. Gene Ontology annotation, biological process: pattern specification process. Gene Ontology annotation, molecular function: O-fucosylpeptide 3-beta-N-acetylglucosaminyltransferase activity. The record is from RefSeq and is a predicted model, not a curated record. Gene Ontology annotation, cellular component: Golgi membrane.